Molecule: messenger RNA, 651 nt
Organism: Thlaspi arvense
Lineage: Eukaryota; Viridiplantae; Streptophyta; Magnoliopsida; Brassicales; Brassicaceae
Source: the annotation of a GenBank genome assembly
AUGGAAUCCGACUGGCUUGCAGACGCUGGAAUCGGAAACCGGGUGUUACAUUCGAGCUCAGGGAAGAACUGUAGCCGCAAUGGGUUCCUACCAAGGUAUCAAUCUAGUCAGAGAGCUUGUGGAAGAGUGCAUGCGGAAGAAACUGUCUCCUUACGGUAUCAAGUUAUUCUCAUAUAUAUGUUGCCAGCGACAUGGGCCUCCGCCUCUCCUCCCUUUCGUCGUCGUCGAUGGUGGUCACGGCCAAUAGCGACUCAUCCGGCAACGGGUGAUCGUAAACCCACUCUCAAGGAACAUGUGGCUUACUGUUCACCUUGUUACGGCGGCCUUUUCACCUUUGUCGCCGUAAUCUUGAUCUUAUACUUCGCCGACAAAGCUCACUGCCACGCCAUAUUCUCGAUCCAAUCGAUCACCGUCUCUCCUUUCUCCGCCACUUGGCACGUUGAUUUCCUCGUGACAAACCCUGCUAACUCCAGGUAUUCUAUCUACUACGAAGGUGAUGAUGCUGCCGUUAGGCUUGGUCCCUUAAACGCUGCCGUAUUAAGCACUUCUCAUAAACGUAAUUCUCCAAGUCACACGGCGUUCUCAUUGGAUUUCGUUGCGGCUUGUAAUACAAGCGACGUUGUUUUGCCGAGUGUUGGAAAAUCAAACUAA